AUGGCUCCACCAGCUAAAUCGGCAGGCAAAGCGAUGAAGAAAUCCGGCAAGGCUCAGAAGAACAUCACCAAGUCCGACAAGAAACGCAAGCCCAAGAGGAAAGAAUCUUACGGUAUUUACAUCUACAAGGUCUUAAAGCAAGUGCAUCCCGACACCGGAGUGUCGUCUAAGGCCAUGAGCAUCAUGAACAGUUUCGUCAACGACAUUUUCGAGCGCAUUGCGUCCGAAUCUAGCCGUCUAUCUCACUACAACAAGCGUUCUACGAUAACCAGUCGAGAAAUUCAAACCGCCGUCCGUUUGUUGUUGCCCGGAGAAUUGGCCAAGCACGCCGUCAGCGAAGGCACCAAAGCCGUGACCAAGUAUACCAGUUCCAAAUAA
This is a messenger RNA of Cinara cedri, 378 nucleotides long. The record is from the annotation of a GenBank genome assembly. NCBI's taxonomy places the organism in Eukaryota, Metazoa, Arthropoda, Insecta, Hemiptera, Aphididae.